GCAGGCUGAGCAGAGGAGGUCCAGAACUGCGCUUUCUUCUGCUCCAUCAGUCUCUCAGCCUGUGGCUCCGUGUCGAGCCCUGAAUUGAUGGCUUCACUGGCGUUUUUAUUGCCUGCUCGCGCUUCCCGGAACAACCGCGAAAUGUUAUCUCUCCAGUUCUGAGCCGCGCUGAUGAUGUGUGCUCGUACAAUUUGGCUGGAAGCUGAGAGAUGAUGAUGAUGAUGGUGAUGGUGAAGGAGAAAGUGCUCUCGCUGUGAGGACUGUUGGACUAGUUGCGUUUCGCCUGUGCUAAGACUCCACGCGACAGGACGACCGUUAGGAAAACACAGAAGGUGACCGGCAGCAUUUGUCUCGGUGCAAUUUGCAAAUCCUCUUCAUGACUGAGUCAGAUCUGAUGAGAGAUAUCUGAGAGACAAUAGACAAAUCUGAGUGCUUAAAGCUGCACUCACCCCUUCCUCAGUCGGUGGGCAUGGUUCAAACAGGAGCGUGCUAUGACAGACAUGUCUGAGGAGAAAAUGAAUUGUACCAUCGAAUACCAGAUACACCAGUACCUUUUCCCCAUAACUUACAUCCUGGUCCUGCUGGUGGGUCUUCCUGCCAACGCAUACUCGCUCUACCACGCAUGGCUGCAGCUGAGGGCCCGCAAUGAGCUAGGCGUCUACCUCUUCAACCUGACCGUGUCUGACCUGCUGUACCUGGCCUCACUGCCCUUCUGGCUGCAGUAUUUCUUUCAGGGCGAUAACUGGCAGUAUGGCGAGUUGGCGUGCAAGAUAUUUGGAUUCUUACUCUAUGAGAACAUCUACAUCAGCAUCGGCUUCCUCUGCUGCAUCUCCAUCGACCGCUACCUGGCUGUGGUUUACCCGCUGCGCUUCUCGUCCCUCCGCACCAUGAAGGCGGCGAUGCUGGUCAGUGCUGUGGUGUGGCUCAAAGAACUGUGCGUAAGCAUGGUCUUCAUCCACCAUAAGGAACUAAGUACAGACACAUUCAACCAUUCAUUGUGCUUCGAGCACUACCCUAUGCAGCCGUGGGAACGGGAGGUCAACCUUUACCGUUUCUUUGUGGGCUUCCUGUUCCCCCUGGGGAUCUUAUCCUUGUCAUACUUCCGAGUGCUGCGGGCGGUGGGCAAGAGCGCUGGGACACAGACGACUCAGAAGACCCGAAUCAAGAACUUGGUGACCAGCACCAUCAUCAUCUUCCUGGUGUGCUUCUCACCGUAUCAUGUUUUCUUACUGGUGCGGACAGCCUUAGAGCAUGACUGCUCCUUUACUGUGAAAAUAUUCAACCCCUACCACUUCUCUCUGCUGCUCACCAGCUUGAACUGUGUGGCCGACCCAGUGCUCUACUGCUUUGUAAGCGAAAGUGCCCAGCGAGGCAUCCAACAGGUCGUGGAGACCUGCAGCCACACCCUCUGUUGCUGUAAAUGCGAGGGCAGCUACAGCACGGACUCUAACGAAACUGUGGCACCCAUCGACAAUACUGUAGGAACCUCAGUGGUGACGCUGCUGCACCAGACCAAAACUGAAAUCUGAAUACCUGUGGUUUCUCCUAAGAAUUUCCAUCAAACCGCAGGGUGAAAGAGGAAAUGUCAGGCCAAAGGUGUUUGUACGGGUUAUUAUGUUAUGAGCACAAGUGUUAUACCUUACUAAUGCCUUGUGUAUGUCUAUAUGCUCAUCUUUGUUCCAAAAACCGAUUGAAACAAUUAUUGAUUUUGUAGUGUAUGUGGUGUAACUCUCAGGGACUGCUGUCUUGACAAUUACUGAUGGUUGACAUUUGAGGUUUGAGGCAGGAACCGGCCUCUGCUCCAGCAUUUCUUUUUCUUAAGCAGAUUUCCAAAAACAUUUCCCGACUAAAACCAUCACUGAGCUCGAAGGCAGAAAUAUAUACUUCUUUCAUAUAAGUAUACAUCAUACAAAGUAUAGACUUCUCAUGUAUGGAACUGACAUAAACAAUAGAGACAAGAAGAGCUAGCGCUGGAGGCCAAUUAGAUACAUUUAUGCAGCAUACUGAGUGAAAAUACUUUGAGGAACGUAUACAGGAUGGAACCCAUACAUGAAGGGGAACUCCUCAUUAUGGAUAACACAUGUGAACAAAGAACUUAAAAGGCAGCCACUUAAAGAAGACAGUCAUAAGAAAUCCUGGAAGUUCCAUCUGCCAGAAUGGAGGGAAUGAACUGAGGUCCUUGAGGCACAAUGCACCUAUCGUGCUUGGUGGUGGUGGGUGAGUGAUGUGUGUGUAUAAUGUAUACGGUCGUUCAGAUCAGCAAAAAGAUUCACUGAACGAAGUAAACAAAAAUCACAGCAAGAGGGUCAUUUUCUUUGCUGUUUUCUCAUUCGCAGUAUGUUUACAAUAGAGUACAUAAUACAUGUUCAUGCAUGUUUUGAACUGUAUACAUGAUAUUCAGAAUAUGUGUAUUUUCAUACAUUCAUAUCAUGGCUGAAGUUCAGAGUUCUUGGGUCUGUCCCACAAAGCACAGCUAACUAGGUCAGGUUUCCUGAUUGAGCUUCAGCUUCACAAAACCAAACAAAUACGGUCGUGGGUAACGCGAUUCAUGAAGGGGGUUAAAUUUCUUUGUUAAUCCAGUUUUUGGCUUUACAUUGUUUAUGUAUUAUACACUUGGUUGAGAUUCAAGUGUUAAUUCAUCAUUUACAAAAUUCUGAUAAAGUCGUCUUUAGUUACUGUUGUAACAUCAAUCAAACCUUUAGCUUGAGCAGCCUGGUAGCAUCCAUAACACUUGUACUAAGAAGUUCAGUAGCACAAAGGAAAAUUUAGGAGCACACAGACGUAUGUUUGAAACAUUUAAAACAUAAACGGGCUCUACAAGCCAGUUCAGUGUAGACAUUUUUGAGAAGUGAUGAACUAGGGAAGUCGUUUAGUCCCUCGAUGUUAAAGCGGCAGAUUUUCAUGUCCCUUCAGAUAAGCUAAAGCUAAAGCUACACAACAUUUUUGCAGCAUAUUCAUUUACAGCAUACAGCAGCCACGCUUAUUAAUAGAAACUGUCCUAUCAUGUUUCAAUGGAAAGUAAAUGUAGCAUU
Molecule: messenger RNA, 3032 nt
Organism: Colossoma macropomum (tambaqui)
Lineage: Eukaryota; Metazoa; Chordata; Actinopteri; Characiformes; Serrasalmidae
Gene: gpr68
Product: ovarian cancer G-protein coupled receptor 1
Exons: 4
Coding region: 492-1529 (345 amino acids)
Biological process (GO): cellular response to pH; G protein-coupled receptor signaling pathway
Cellular component (GO): membrane
Molecular function (GO): G protein-coupled receptor activity
Source: RefSeq, a predicted model, not a curated record